CCCUCCCCACACUCCAAGCGCCGGCAACCAUCUUGUCUGCUCGGUACUACCACCGCCCUUCGCGCCUCCCGCCCCACCCCGGAACCCGAUCCACCAUGCGUGCCUUCGUCGUCGCUGCUCUUCUGGCUGUCCUCGCCAUCGGCGCUUCCCGCGCCGCCGUCGAGGGGGUCGACAUCACCGGCGCCAAGUUCAGCGUCAACCCGCUGACCGACUGCGGCACCGCCGACAUGGAGAACAUCGAGCGCCAUGUGUCCGAGUGUAACUCCUCCACGCUGGCGGUCCAGUGCCAGGAGUCCUGCUUCGAGUGGCGCUACCGCCACGACGUCUGCACCCGCCUGCGUGUCAGCAACACCUCGAUCAGCCUGAACCAGGCCUGCACCAACUUCUUCAACGCCGAGAAGACCCGCUGCAGCAGCCUCGUCGACUCCUAUGUCUGGACCACCGACCUCAACUGCGAGUAUGGCUGCCCGCUGAACUACAACUACGUCGCCGGCAACAACGCCUCCAACAACAGCAACAGCUUCAACUGCUCGGCCACCGCCAGCCAGGUCAGCCCCUCGUGGGCCCCCUGCCAGACCUACCUGGCCAACUCCAACUGGAACGAGUACUGCACCACCACCUGCAUUGAGGCGCACUACCGCCAUGCCCUGUGCCGCGUGUACUCCCUCUUCGAGACCAACCAGGCCUUCUGCGUCAACGAGAUCCAGGCCCACAUCACCCAGUGUGCCAACUUCGCGGCCGUCAGCAGCCUCAACGCCAACAACUACUCCUGCACCCGCCAGUACAACCCCAACGUCAGCCUGGUCGGCUGCGGCAGCGGCACCCCCACCCCGACCCCGACCCCGACCCCGACCGUCGGCCCGACCCCGUGGCCCAUCAACAGCGCCGCUGCCCUGAGCACGUCGACCACCGCCACCGCGGUGGUGGCCGGUGCCGCCGCCGCCGUCGCCGCCCUGGCCGCCACUCUCUAAGGGCCGCCGUAGCCGUCGCUGCUCCGUCCCGGCCUUUGCCGCCGCCGCCGCCGCCGCC
Molecule: messenger RNA, 1029 nt
Organism: Fonticula alba
Lineage: Eukaryota; Rotosphaerida; Fonticulaceae
Exons: 2
Coding region: 96-971 (291 amino acids)
Source: RefSeq, a predicted model, not a curated record